CAAACACACUUGGUCCUGAAGGUUUGGGUUAAAGGCAUCCCUAGUAGCGACUCCAUAUAAACCAUUUUGAGGAUAGAAAGUGCUUCACCAAAAGUAAUAGGUCAGAAGCAUAAUGGCUGUAGCGGCUUCAAGUACACGCCCAGCAUAAUACUAAAAAAGUAUGAUCUCUGCACUAGGAAUUAAAUUAUAACAUUAGACAUAGUUUUAAUUUUGAACUUUUGAUCUAUAAAUUUAAGUGAUUUCUUUUUCUUAAAAUACAUCUUCCAGAAUGUUUGAGUGAGUUUAGGAGAAUUUAUGCCUGGGGGUGUUGGUUCUUUUAAAAUCUUAUUGAAGAGAAUGUUUCUGAGAAGCAUAAAUAGCACCGCGGAGAGGUGGAAGAACGGGGAGGAGUGACUUGUUUUUGGAAUCUCAGAGCUCCUUUGUUCAGCAUGUGAUUGUAAUUUUUCUCUGCAUUUAACAGAAUACAAAAGCCACACCCCAUUGUCUUAAAGGACAUCUGUGUUUAAAUAAAGUGUUUUUAUGACUAAGAUGAGAACCGUCACAUAAAAGGAAAGUAAAAUGUUCCGUGUGCGUCAUGUGACAGUGUCAGGAAAUUGUGGGGUUUUUUUUCCCUCCCGCUCAGUUCCUUCCUGCUCUUCUGCCCCCAAGCCUCUUUGAUGGACGAAAACAAUGCUCAUCACCGCGAGUUCGUCGGACUUGGCUCUGUCCUAGAUAAUGAGUUGAAGGAACUACUUAUUAGACUCUACUUUUAAGUAGGGUUGAGGAGAAUGUUCGUUUUCUAGAGAAGUGGCUGUGUGUACUCUGUUAGUCAGCUCUCCAUCGCUGUAACGAAACAAGUGAGGCGAUUCACACAUAAAGAGAAAAGGUUUAUCCUGGCUUGCAGUCUUGAAGGCGCCGGUCCAUGAUCUUGCUGGCUCUGUGUUUUGAGCCUGCGGUGAGUCAGGAGUGCAGGUGGAGCAGAAUGCCUCCCCUCACCACAAGCCACAGGGCAGGGAGGAGAAAGGAGCAGCGUCCCCCUUCCUUUUUCAGGGGCAUGUGCCCAGCGACCUCAGGAAGGCUCACUCCGAGGCCCUAUCUCCCAAAGGCUGACUGCCUUUCACUAGUGCUGGCAGCAAGCCUGCCUCUCAGGAUAAGCCAGCCUAUAGCAGACACCAGGAGACAUGUGGAAAUGUUGCUUUUUACCAAGCAGUAGGGAGAACGGGGAAAGAAGAAGUGGCUUAUUUUAUUUUAUUUUUUUAUUUUUUAUUUUAAUGCUGGCGGUUGCCCUUCCCUUUUAGUAACCGUGAGGGCAAGAUGCACCGUCUCAUCUGCUGCCCAACGUGAGGUAUGAUGGAUAUAAUGUCUUGUGAGAUCUCCCUGACCCUCGGAGGCUGCCCGGAGCUCCGCAGCUGUGCAGCUGCAGCAACCCAAGGGGCUAAGCUCCAGCCCCAGGUUCCCACUGCAGCCUGGCUCCCUGCGGUUUUCCUUUCUCUAAGCAGCAGGCUUCCUGGGCCUCUUCUCCUUGGUAAUUGCCAGCACCAGUCCUGCACUCUCCCUGAGGAUACGCACGCACGGAGGCCUUUUUUAUUUCGAGAUUUUUCUGUUAAGCGAAAAUAGCAACAGGAAAUCAGAAAGCGUCUCAGACCCGAUUUCUCUUGGAAAGCCCCUUGGGACGCGGCUUUUAUUUCCGGUGCUGGGCUUGCUUUUCUUUCAGACUUCUUGCUUGUCUCCCAUUCAAGGCAAAGUUUCUUUUCAAGAAGGCUCAUUCCCAGAAAACAGGCUGAAGAAUUCACCGAAUGCCCUGUGAGCAAAUGGUCCUUAAUUCGCAGUCAGCUUGUAGGAUGUUCCUCAAAAUGUUCUCUUUCCUUAACAAUAUGAGGGACACUUUCUUAUGUCUAUAAAGUAUUUUGAGACAGGGUUUCACUUUGUAGCCCAAGCUAGCCCAGCGCCUGUGAUGUAGGGCCUCAAACUUAUGAUCUCCUGCCUCACCUCCAGACUUACCCCGUAUACAUUUUACAUUGAGCGUUUCCACACAUUCAGCUUAAAUCUUAACUAUUCCAGAUAGUUCCGAGGUGUGAUUUACUCAAAUGGGAAUUCACUGACAUUAUUUGGUAGGGAGGGUCAUUACUUGAGUAGAGACUAAUGAUGGGCUGGCCCUGCUGUUGGUAGCCUCAGGCAAAGGCCACACUGCCUUGUUAUCUCUGAGUUGACUUCAGAUGACAUCUUUUGCUUUUGGAAAACAAUAUCCCAGACAUGAAAUAAACCAUGAGUCACAUAAUAAAUAUAAUGCCAGGCUUGUGCUGUGGCUACUUUUAGAGUAUUGUAUUUUAGCACUAACUUAAUUAUCUGUUUGAUACCCAAGUUGGCAGUCCUGGCUUUCCUCCCCAAUGUAAACAAAAUAACAUUGUUUAGUUCCUCCGCUAUUUAUUGCUAUAAUAGUAGAAACAUUUUAGAAUGGAAGCUUUUUUUUUUUAAGUCUGUUUUCUCUGGUAAUACAAAAUGGAAUGUUUGUUUGGGAAAGUAGCCUCCUCCACUCUGAGGGAGGAAAGAAACCCCUGGCCAGGCACUCACUCCAUCCAGGGUUGGAGUUCAGCUGUAAUAGCUUAGAACCUUGGUUUCCUCAGCCUGCUCAGCAUUAGCCGAACUCUGGGCUUGUGGCUGCAGUUUGCUGUGCUCAGUACACUCCCUUCUGGGCAGCAGCCAUUUCUGAAGCCAAAUGAUAAUCAGAGGUUGCCUGAUGAGCGUGAUGUCUGAGGCAAAGGGUGUGGGGUGCUCUGAAUGGCGUGUGUCACACAGCCUCGGGCUGUCCUCCCCACACCACAGGCUCCUCCUCUUGGCCCAUGAGGCUGCCUCUCUUGCUGUCUCAGUGAGAUGCCAUGUGAAUAGCAUCCUUUGUUAAAGAAGACACAAAGCCCUAGGGUUGGCAAAGGAAAGAGUUCUGGAAGGUAAGACUGUGUGCACUGAACACUUGUCCUGGAGUUUUCUGCUCCUGCAGUUCAUCGUCUUCAGCCUCAGAACUCUCUAGAACAUUGUGCUAAACAUCAGACCUUCCUGUGGUCCUUAACAUCCCUGAGAGAGGCUGGGAUGGCUAAGAAAAGCUAAAGGAAAGUGAAUACAUACAGUGUGAAAGCACCAGGCCAGUGAAGGAUAGAGUUCUGUGCCUGAGCUUGUUGAAGAAGGCCAGGAGAUCUGAUGCAAAUCUGGAGGACACUCUGGCUUUGUUCAGGAGGGUUUGGCUGUGUAGCCCUGGCUCUCCUGGAACUCACUCUGUAGGCCUCGAAUUCAGAGAUCCAUGUGCCUCUGCUUCUCAAGUACAGGGACUAAAUGUAUGUAUAUGUAUGUGUGUACAUGUGUAUGUAUAUGAGUGUAUGUAUACAUGUGUACCUGUAUGCAUGUACAUGUGUGUACUGUGUACAUGUGUAUGUACAUGCAUAUAUGUAUAUGUAGAUAUAUAUGUGUGUAGCCUGUAUGUUAUGUGUGCAUGUACAUGUAUAUGUACAUGUGUAUAUAUACAUGUGUGUACAUGUGUAUACAUACAUGUGUGUGUACACGUGUACAUGUGUGCAUGUACAUGUGUACAUGUGUAGUCUGUGCAUUUAUAUGUGUAUAUACAUGCACAUAUAUGUGUGUGAAUGUAUAUAAGUGUGUAUGUGUACAUAUGUAUAUGUGUCUGUGUACAUGUGCAUGUACAUGCAUGUAUGUGUAUGUCUAUGCAUGUGUAUGUGUGUACCUGUGUAUGUACAUGUGUGUGUUUGUGGGUAUGCAGGUAUAGAUGGAGGUCAGAAGACAAUUUCUGUGCUGUUCUUCCUCAGACCCCAUCCACCUUAUUUUUUGAAACAGAGACUCUCCCUGGCCUCCUUCCCCAUGGUUUUAAAUAUUUGCUUUCCUCCUCCCUAAGAUUACCAAAUAGAAACCUUUCUAUGCUCCCGCCCCCUUGCUUUCUGAAGGCAACAUGCCAUUGUACUUUAAGAAAGACUUUUCCUUUUCUACAGCAACAGUGGUAAGCACAAGUUCAGGAGCACAGAAGGCGUGGGGAGAUGACGAAGCAGAGUUUUAGUUUAUUAAAAGAGAUUUUAAUAUAGAUUUUAAACAGAAAGAUUAAGGGGAGGAUAGAUGUUCAGGAGGAAUGUAUGACACACCAAGAGUGGGCUUGUCAAAGGAGACUGUAAGUUUGUGAAUGAUAAGCUUAGCAUGCAUACUUGGGGAGGGAGGGAGAGAUGGAGAGAUGGAGGGAGAGAUGGAGGGGGGUGCUCAGGGAAAGAAUAAGACACACUCAAGUGUGGACCAGGCUUCUCAAGGGACAGUCACAAUUAAGUACCUUAGCAUCAGUUUUAUAUUCUAUUUUGGUAACUCUCAAGUUAUAGCUCCAAGGGUUGCUAAGAAACAAUUUUCUCUCCAUAUUUUAUUUUUAGAUAGGGUUUCAUUGUGUAGCCCAGGAUGGCCUGGAACUUGCUAUGGAGAAACCAUUGUAGAAAGAAUUGUGAGCCAUUAUCUUGUUCCUGAUGAAAAGAUCCAGAUGGGAAAUGUACUCUAUCUCCACAGUUCAGGUCCUAGGACAAACAUUGUAUCUUAACUAAGUAAGUGUUGACUUGGUACCACCUGGGCAGGAAAAACACACAGCACCUGCAAAGCGCAGCUGGAACUGGAGCAGGGUCUUGCAGGAGCUGCAGAAAACCUUUGAAAUUUCCAUAGGAAGGGCAGAUGAAGCGAUUUCCAACUUGUCUCAUCGGCAAAGGCAAGGAAAUGUCUUUCCAUUCGUAAGUGUUUAGAUCAGGGCCACGUGUUUAUGAAGAUUAGCCAGCUGACCAGUACUCCCAGAGAACUUUGCUGAAGAGUCUGGAAGGGCGUUCUGUGGUCCCAAGGCAGUGGAAAGAGAUUGUGGAACAGGCGUGCCAAGGGAGGUCCUGAAGAAGUCUGUCCAGGCGGCUUGCUAAUGAUUAUGAAGCCAGACUUGGCUGUUCUCUGAAGCUUUGGAAGAUUUGAGAGCUGAGAUUCAACGAAUGCAAUGAGAAAGGGGGCGCUUUGAAGAUUAAAGACAGCUUGGGAGAGAUCCUCUUACACCUCCAUACUUGGCUACCAUAUUUUACGUGAAAUAUAAGCAGAAGAAAAAAGUAUAAACCAAGCUAGGCCUUCGGGCAGGGGUGAGAUAUAGUGCUAUAAUACCAGUUACUCAAGAGGUCGUGUCAACUGGAUCACGAGUUCAAGGCCAGUCAGAGCAACCUAAGUGAGCCCCAUGUCUGAAAUAUAAAAAGUAUAGACCUGGGCGAAGGCUGCACAGGUAGCCUUAGGUUGGCAGCCCGGUCACGUCUUGGGCUGCCUGUCUCCCUAGGCUUGCUAGCUUGAGGCAGCUCCAGCAGCAGCGCCAUGGGAGGUAGAGCAUCUACAUGGAUGGAUAGACUCAGGCCGGAUGGGACUUGCCAGAACGUAGCCAUCAACCUUCAUCCAUCGGGGUGAGCCCCUUUAAUUUCAAGGUUGUAGCUAUUCUGUCUCUCCAACCUACCACCCGAAGCCUUGACUCAGAACUACACUCUUUCAAGAGUCUUCUGUUUUUUCUUUCUUUCUUUCUUUCUUUCUUUCUUUCUUUCUUUCUUUCUUUCUUUCUUUCUUUCUUUCUUUCUUUCUUUCUUUCUUUUCAUGUCUGGCAGAUACUUCUUAAGAACCUGACCUCACCACGUCCCCAGAAACCCUUCUUUUGAAAACUGCUUCUUCAACAGGAACAUUUUCUUACGAUUCUGUUUUCCCAAGAGGAACUAUAUUGUUGUCGUCAUUGUUAUUAAACACGGUUCUUUGCCUCUCUAAGCGGCCUGGAAAGACUUGAGCACAAUUUGGGCUGAAGGUUGAGGUCACCAUCUGCCAGCUUCUCUGCCCCGAGGUCUGCUUCGUGCUGGAGUGGACAGGCCUUGCCUCCCCAGGCUGAUAAAACCAAGUGGGCACUUGGUUGCCUGCACCUGCGGCCCCUCCAUCUCUCCCAGGCUUAGACGUGAGGAUACUUCUGCCUUGUUUCUGGUUUCUGUCCACGGAGCUGGCUCCGGGGCUCCGGGGCUCCGGGGCUCAGACCGCCUUGCUGCUCAGGCUGAUGCCGGGAUUGGGUGCCGAGGCGCCGCCUCCGUCUCUGCGUGCCCGCGCGCUCGCUCCCGCCCUCCUCCCCGCCCCAGCCCGCUCCGUUCUCAGCCGUUCGGGCUCCGCACUGCAGAUGCCAGCCGGUCUCCCGGAGCUCAGCCGCUUUCUCUGAUCCUCUUGACUCCCGGAGCUCCGGCUGCGCGCUCGCGACUCUCCAGGGAGCCUCGCCGGCUUGGACUCGCCGAGCCCUGCGUGAGGAGUCAUUCCGGCGCCGCAGCCGCAGCCGCAGCAGCAGUGAGCAGCCGGGCGGCGGACGGCGCUGUCGGAUGCGGCAAGACAAACUGACCGGCUCCCUGCGUCGCGGCGGGCGAUGCCUCAAGCGCCAGGGCGGCGGUGGCGUGGGCACCAUCCUGAGCAAUGUGCUCAAGAAGCGCAGCUGCAUCUCGCGGACCGCGCCCCGGUUGCUCUGCACCUUGGAGCCGGGAGUUGAUACAAAAUUGAAGUUCACACUUGAGCCUUCUUUGGGUCAAAAUGGUUUUCAGCAGUGGUAUGAUGCUCUCAAGGCUGUGGCCAGACUGUCAACGGGGAUACCAAAGGAAUGGAGGAGAAAGGUUUGGUUGACCUUGGCGGAUCAUUAUCUGCACAGUAUAGCCAUCGACUGGGACAAAACCAUGCGUUUCACUUUCAAUGAGAGAAGCAACCCGGAUGACGACUCCAUGGGAAUUCAAAUCGUCAAGGAUCUGCAUCGCACGGGCUGUAGUUCCUACUGUGGCCAGGAGGCAGAGCAAGACAGGGUGGUACUAAAGCGGGUGCUAUUGGCUUACGCCCGGUGGAACAAGAACGUCGGGUACUGCCAAGGCUUCAACAUCCUGGCUGCCCUCAUUCUGGAAGUGAUGGAGGGCAACGAGGGGGACGCGCUGAAGAUUAUGAUUUAUCUGAUUGAUAAGGUACUCCCCGAAAGCUACUUUGUCAAUAAUCUCCGGGCACUGUCUGUGGAUAUGGCUGUCUUCAGAGAUCUCUUGAGACUGAAGCUCCCCGAGCUGUCUCAGCACCUCGACACACUUCAGAGAACGGCGAACAAAGAGAGCGGAGGCGGAUACGAGCCCCCGCUCACCAACGUCUUCACAAUGCAGUGGUUCCUCACGCUCUUUGCCACGUGCCUCCCGAACCACACGGUUCUGAAGAUCUGGGACUCCGUGUUCUUCGAAGGUUCAGAGAUCAUCCUGAGGGUGUCGCUGGCCAUCUGGGCAAAGCUGGGAGAGCAGAUAGAAUGUUGCGAGACAGCAGACGAAUUCUACGGCACCAUGGGGCGCCUCACCCAGGAGAUGCUGGAGCAGGAUCUGCUACAGAGCCAUGAACUCAUGCAGACCGUGUAUUCGAUGGCCCCUUUCCCGUUCCCGCAGUUGGCAGAGUUGAGGGAAAAGUAUACCUAUAACAUCACACCGUUUCCAGCCACGAUUAAGCCCACUUCAGUUUCUGGGCGACACAGUAAGGCCAGAGAUAGUGACGAUGAGAACGGCCCGGAUGAUGAGGAUGCUGUUGCGAGUGCCGUGGGGUGCCUUGGACCGCUCAGUGGGCUCCUGGCACCUGAACUGCAGAAGUACCAAAAGCAGAUUAAAGAAGCGACUGAGGAACAGACCCUCAGAUCGAACAACAUCGCAGAGCUGAGCCCAGGAGCCAUCAAUUCCUGUCGGAGUGAGUACCAUGCAGCGUUCAACAGUAUGAUGAUGGAGCGGAUGACCACGGACAUCAACGCCCUGAAGCGGCAGUACUCCCGAAUUAAGAAGAAGCAACAGCAGCAGCUCCAUCAGGUGUACAUAAGGGCAGGAUCUAAAGAAGAACAGGACCUUGGGUUCUACUUAGGUCCUGAGGAACAGGCUGUGGAUGACAAAGGGCCGGUGACCAGCAUCCUCCCAUCGCAGGCAAAUAGUUCUCCCGUGAUCAACCACCUUCUUCUGGGGAAAAAGAUGAAAAUUACAAACAGAGCAGCCAAGAAUGCAGUGAUCCACGUGCCAGGCCACCCAGGAGGGAAAAUCUCUCCCGUCCCCUAUGAAGACAUUAAGACAAAGCUCAACUCUCCAUGGCGGACUCACAUCCGAGUCCACAAAAAGAACAUGCCGAGGACCAAGAGUCAUCUAGGCUGCGGAGACACGGUAGGGCUGAUAGAAGAACAGAGUGAAGGCUGUAAGGCCAGCAGCUUGGGGGCAGCCGAGGAGUUUCCCUCCGGUCGUACAGUAACAGCUCACAGUGAAGGCAGCAGCGGUGAUGGUGAUGGAGGCGGCAGCACUCCGAGGACGAUCGAAGGGCAGUCUCCGGAGCCAGUGUUUGGGGAUGCUGACGUCGACGUGGCUGCAGUUCAGGUGAAAUUAGAAGCCUUGGAACUGAACCAAAGGGAUGCCGCGGCAGAAACGGAACCCAAGGUGCACUUCCCCUGCCAGCGGCACGCUUCAGAGUUAGCCGAUGCCCCUGGAGAAAACCAGACUGCCAUCAAACUUCUCCCGGGAAGCACCUCAAAAACCCCCAUCUUCAGCCCCUUUCCCAGUGUCAAGCCACUGCGAAAGUCAGCCACGGCCAGGAAUUUGGGGUUAUAUGGCCCCACAGAAAGAACCCCAAACGUGCACUUCCCUCAGAUGAGCAGGGGCUUCAACAAGUCCGGCAUUGGGAACAGCAGCACCAAGAAGCGAUGACGCCUCGAAGUGGCUCAGUGGCUAGACUCACGUGGCAGGCUACGCCCUUCCUGUUUCUUUUGUCCAAUAAGAAUGAACUGAGAGGUUCAGAGCUGAGCACCAUCAGCCCCAUCCAAACGGGAAUUGGAAGUUCCAUGGUGGGGACCAGAUGGGACCUUUGCCCAUCUGCUGGGUAAAGUGGAUUCUGGUGACUAAGUAAAUCUUGUGCGUCUCAAGUAUGGCGUUUCCCCAAUUUUCCUUGUGAGCUCUUUAGAAAAGACAACCUGUAGACUGUUAAGCCCUCUUCUGGCCUUCUCAGGGCCUUUUUGGAUCCCUGAAACAACACAUUCCCUGACCUUUCUGUCCUCAGGAGGUCACUAAUACUCAAGCAUGAACGAACACCAGCUUGCUAGAACUAAAACCGUAGAAAGUAAGUUUCUUAGUUGCAAAAAAACUUCCUGAUGUUCCUCUUUCUGCUCUGUUGGGGAGGGGAGGGAGUUUGUGUGUGUAUGAGUAAGAGUGCCUGUGUGUGCUUGGGUGAGAGUGUGUGUGUGUGCGCGUGCACAUGUGUAUACUUUAAUACCUGUCUUCAGAUUAUUUUUUAUUGAUAUGCUAAAGCAUAGCAAAAAUGUCAAGAUAGCCUUUCUUUAACUUUCUAUUUCUACCUGUGAAAAAGAAAAUCUUCAAAUAAGACGAAAUUGAAGUCAAUAGCCAAAUUGAAGACUAUAUGCAGAGACACAGGUGGACUAUGCAUUAAGCAACUGCUCUGAACGGUUUGCUGAUUGCCACCUUUCUGGAGGCUCAUUUUUUUCUCGCAAGGACUCGAUGGGCUCUGUGUGGAACUCCAGCAUCCUCUGAACAUGGUUCUGAUCGCUACCAGCUCUCUCUCCACUGCAGAUGCACAGCUCCAAACCAGAACACCGCACAGUGACUGUUACUUGAAUUUUGUGGUUUCGGGUUGCAGUACUUUUGUUACUUUGUUACUUGAACACUGCCUUUCUCUGGAGAAGGCCCUCUUUCCCCCAUGUUCUUUCUGUCUUUCCACUCCUACCCUGGUCCCAGCAGAUCAGAGGGAGAGCAUCUCUUGUCUCUACUAUGCAGUUGGGAACUCUGAGCCACACAGGUUAAGUGGCACUUCAGUAACUCACGGUAAAUAAUCCAGUGUUUCUUCUACGACAAGCUGGUCUAUUGCUCUUUGUCCGUGCGCACUGACUGACUACAGAGCUUGUAUGAGCCAAGACUAGGAAGCCAUUUAAUACACAGCCUCCUAAUUCAAAGGCUCGUUCUCUAGCUGGUAUAGAGUCCCGGAAUGGUGUUCACAGAAUGAGUUGUGAAACUGCCUCACCAUGAAAAUUUAGUUCCUUUUCAACAUGCUUCACGCGUCUAUCCUUUGGAUAAAUGAAGGGCUCUCCACUCCGUCUCCACCAUCAUUAGCAGAAUACAGUGAUAUCUUUACCUUCGUUUCCCAGAGCCUUUGGCUCCUCCCAGGAACUCUGUUGAAGCCGUCAAUGUUGGUUUGAGUGAGUUGCUUUGCUAUUUCUGAAACCAAAUCUGGUUUCAGAAGGCUUUUACAAUGAGAAGUACUCAUUUUUUUAAUCAGAUAGAGUGGAGUUGUGUGGGCUCUUUUGAAUGAAAAACCACUACAGGAAUGACACAUUUAAUCCCCCACAUGGUAGUUUUACCCCAAAGGAUGCAAGAUGGAAUAGCUGGUAAGUUGUUACAGUUUGGGCCUGGAGUUCUAUCUGAAGUUAGCAGGCCACUUCCUCUGUCUGUAGGGAAGGCUGUGGGUGGGGGGUUGCGUGGGCUUACUUUGUAUGCCACCCCCAGAUGAUGAGACCCACUGUUUCCCAAAGUUAAGCACAAGAAGAGAAUUUCUUUUAUCUACUAAACUUCAUUCACAACGACCACCUAAUUAUCAUCUUUUCUCUUGAUCAUUCCAAUUAAGCAUCACACACACACACACACACACACACACACACACACACACCCCAUGACUGACUUGAAGAGAAAAUGGUUCUCUCUCCACCAAGAUCCCUGGCUCUUGAGGGUCUUAGUGUUUGGAGGGAGAGAUGGAUAAUUGGGUGGGGUUGUCUAUCAACUGUUCUCUUAGUAUCUCGUCCCCCAAUAUCUUAAGAAAGAGCCGGAUGAGACAGCACAGGGUAUGGGCCGAGUAUUGGUUGAACGAAUAGCUGGAAGAAUAUUUUUGUGUGUGUGUGGUAAAAAUGACCAUGUCAAUUUAGGAAACCCAACAGAUUCCUGUUAAAGCUCUCUGUACUGAUAACAUGCAUGCACUGUACCAGGUAAUCACAAUGUGAACUGACGGACUUCUGAGCCUUGCCACUUAGAGAACAAGAACUCUGUAAUAGCCUCCCCUCCCCCGCCCCUCCCCACAGCAUGUACAAAGGGGCAGUUGUGACUGUCCAUCUUCCCCACGUGUCGGACACUGUAUGCAAACACCGGAAGAACUUAAUAACUGCAGUUUAUUUCCGAGUCUGCCUGUACCCUUUCAGCACUUUUUCUGGAAGUCAACUGCACCUCAGUCCUCUCCAAAAAGAUCUAGAUCUAAACCUAGUUUGUAAUGUCGAUCUAUGGCUGUAACUGUUUGGAACAAUGUUCUCUCUCUCUCUCUCUUUUGUCUAGUUCUGAAGAACUGUACUGAUCACAGAGAUAUAUGCAUAAAGAUUCUCACUGUUGUG
Mus musculus (house mouse) is the source of this 11401-nucleotide messenger RNA. RefSeq names its product TBC1 domain family, member 30 (gene Tbc1d30). The coding region runs from base 6366 to 8726 and encodes 786 amino acids. The record is from RefSeq and is a predicted model, not a curated record. Lineage: Eukaryota; Metazoa; Chordata; Mammalia; Rodentia; Muridae. The transcript has 13 exons. Gene Ontology annotation, biological process: negative regulation of cilium assembly. Gene Ontology annotation, molecular function: GTPase activator activity; small GTPase binding. Gene Ontology annotation, cellular component: plasma membrane; ciliary basal body; cilium.